CUUCUGUACCUUGGUGAUGGGAAAAUGGAUGAUACUGAUCUUCCUCACCAGACAAAAAUAACACAGAUGGUCUUGGAUGAAUACUGCAAGGAAUAUAACAAGACCAAAGAUGAUCUAAAGAAUGCUCUUGGAUACAUCUUGAUGACUACAGACCUGUGGAGUGACCCAAAUUGUGAUAGUUACAUGGCAGUUACUGCCCACUUUAUGAUGCAGGGUGAGAAGAAUAGACUGGAGUACACAACUCAACUCAUU
Molecule: messenger RNA, 252 nt
Organism: Suillus subaureus
Lineage: Eukaryota; Fungi; Basidiomycota; Agaricomycetes; Boletales; Suillaceae
Exons: 2
Source: RefSeq, a predicted model, not a curated record